UUGAAACAUUCUAUCGAGUAAGUUAAAAAUGGGUUUCGUUAAUUUUGGCGUUUUGCGUCAAUUUGAUGCUAAAUAUAAAAACAGUCGGUUUGGUAGAUGAACGCGUCUCCGUCGAUGAUUAAAAUUGCACGAAGUGACGCACACGAAAAUUAUAACAAUAAAUAAAUAAACGUCCGGAAAGGAAUAGAAAAUAAUUGCAUGCGUAUGUGGAUGACCUCUUGAAGGUCUAGCAUUUUGAGUCGUCCCCAUGGGAAAAAUCAAUAUGGGAAACAAUGUGUUUGGAUUCGGUUGUUAUGGAAAAACUAUUGAUCACCGGUGUGACUAUGCACAGUCAACAUGAUUUUUGUUACAAACAAAUUCCGUUGCAUGUUAUUCAUUCAUUCGGAAUUCGGUUGCUGUGCAUUAUAGAUGUAAUUGGGUGAAGAGAAUUUUAUAGUUUCAUAUUUUUUUUUUAAUUAAGGGAGUGCGAGAAACUUUCGAAGGUGUUUUUCACCUCGAGUCACGGAAAGUUCUUCGAUCGAAAUCAUUCGGAGAACGUUACCUUUGCCAGUCUCACGCAGUUUGUGCUUGCGAUCACAACCAAAAUGCAGGUGGCAACGACGAUCGAUGGAGACAAUGGAAUGGUGGUGAAGAGGUUGAGUGUUCCUCUUGGUUUGGAGGAGCUGAUGGAGAGUUUAACUAAGCAAGUUCUCUUGAAGCAACCCAAAGAUAUUUACAGUUUUGCAUCGGAUCAUUUCACCCAAUUGCUUCAAAUACGCGACAAAGCUGAAACUGGAGAUAAAAAACCGGUUAAUGGAAAAGUUAAAAUACGAUCGGCGACUGUAGCCACAAAAUUCAAUAAGCUCCCAACUCCGAUUAUAUUCACGAAUUCCAAAACGUCUUCGAAGCCGAAGACUCCAAAGGCAUUCUCUUCGACCCCUAUCAAAAAUAGAUAUGAAACUUCACCGAGAAUGGAGAAAGUUAAGUCCUCAUCAUCAGAGGCUUCACAGACGAACAGCGCGAAACAGAGCAGAUCAAGCAGGGCACGUUGGAUGAAGCAGGAUACCGCAGUGAAGAAAUCACUCUUGCCCAAGGACAUCGAAAAUAUAAAUCUCGAUGUGAGCAAAAAAACCAUCCGCGAAAAUUACAAAUCUAGAAAACCAUUGAAUAAACCUAAACCUAAAGAAGAUGUGAUUAAGGAACCGGUGAUGAAGAGAUCGAUUUCCAAAGACAAAAAUAAUAAGAUGAAAUCAAGGGUCGUUACAACUCCUUCCACGGAUGACAAAAUAUCGAUUAAUGGAUCACAAGUUGGAUUGAAUAAUAAGUUCAAUAAAAAGAAGGUAGCUGGAGCUGCUGCAGCAGCUGUUGCCACAGUAACUACAGCUGGAGUUGCUAAGAAACAGAUUGAUGCUUCUAAAAUGAAUAAAUCUAAGCUGAUUAAGGAUGAUGCUGUUGAUAGUGAUUUCGUCGAUGGAGAUCAUAAGGAGAGCGUGGUGAUUGAGAAUUUGAAUUAUGUUAAUCAGGAAGAUAUACAUGAAAAUAAUGAUAUUCCACAAAACAAAGUGAAGAAAACUGAUGGUGAUUCUGUUAUAGAAAAUGCUAAAGAAUCUAAACCAGAAGAAACUGAAAAUAUUAAAGCAGAACAAGUAAAAGAUGAUAAUAUUCCAGAAGAUGAAAAUGAAAAGAAAGUGGAUGAAGAUAAAUUGACAGAAGAAUCAAUGAACGAUAGUAAACCUGAAGAAAAUGUUAAUAAAACUAAGUCUGAGGAAUUUGAAAAAGAUGAAACUAAACAUUCUAAUGAAUUAAAUAAUGAAGAUAAGAUAGGAAUUCAAAAAAUGAAUGAAGAUAAAAUCGAAGAUAAGGAAUCUUGUCAGGAUAUACCAAGCAAUGAAGAAUCAUUAAACUUAACUGAAGUUAUUAAAGUAGAUGGAAAUGAGAAACACAAUGAAGAUUCCAAUAUUAAUCAACUUCAAAACGAAGAAGUUAAAUCAAAAGAAGAAGAUGAUAAGUCUAAAAAAGAAGAAAGUAUUGUAUCUGAAAUAAAAGGUACUCUUAAUGAAGAUUUGAGAACCAAUGAAAAGAAUGAAGAAAGUAACACAAAUCAAGAAGAUAAGGAGAAAAUAGAUGCAUUAAAUCAGGAACAAACUGAAGAAUCAAAAGUUCAAGAAAAUGAAAUAUCAGAGAAGGAAUUAAUUGAAGAUUCUAAGCUCAAAGAAAAUCUAGACGAGGAACUGAAAUCUGAUAAUAAGAAAGAAGAGAGUAAUAUAAAUCAAGACAAAGUAAACAGCAUUGACAACAAAGAAAAUGUAGUAAUUGAAGAUUCGGAAACAAAAGAAGUCUCAAAGAAAGAAGAAUUAUCAAAUGAGGAAGAAACUAAAGAAUUAAAAGUACAAGAAAUUGAAAAGGAAGAUAUUCAAUCAAAAGAGGAAUCUGGCUAUACUACUAAAGUAGAAUCUAAAGUAGAUCAGGUUCAAAAUGAAGAAUUGAAAUCGAAUGAUGAGACAAAAUCUAAUUCAAAUGAAUUAAACAAGGAAUAUAGUCAAGAAGAUAUGAAUGAUAAAGAAAAGGAAGAUUCUAAAUCAAAUGAGAUUCAAAAUGUUGGUUUGACACUUAAAAAAGAAUCUAAUAAUUUGAAAAUAGAGGAAAGAAACGGAACUCCUGAGACUUUAAUAUCAAGUAACGAAAAAGAAGAAUCUAAUAAUUUAUCAAGUGAUAAUAAUGGAACAAAUCAUGAGGUUUCUGGAAAUAAUAAUAAGGAUAAUUUAGCAACAUUUAAUAUAGAUCAACCUACUGUAGAAAAUGAAGUAUCUGUUGACAAGGAACCAAUAAAUGGUAAUGAUAAUACAGCACCGAUUACUAUAGUAAUUUCCAGUGAUGAUGAUGAUGAUGAUAAUAAAGACUCAAGUAAAUCAAAUUUGCAAAACGAAGAUGAGAAAGAGCAUAAUCUUGAUUUAGUGAGUGCAAAUACAGAAAAAGUUGACACAAAUACAGAUAAAUCAGAUGGAAUAAAACAAUCUGAAGAUAUAUCUAAAGAUGAGUUAAUUAAGAAUACGUUAUUGGCAGAUACGACUGAAAAUUUAAAAUUGGAGGAAGAUGAAAGAAUCAAAGAUGUAUUGUUAGGUCAAGAUCAUAUAACGAGUGGAGAAAAGAAAGUAGUAGAUAAUGAAGAAUUGAAGACACCUAUCGAUGAUGCAGGUCCAUUACAUUUAGAAGAUGUAAGUAAAUAUUUAUCGAAUCGAAGUGAAAAUGUCGAUUCUGAUGAAGCAAAAGAGAAUCAAUCGAAAGUAGAUAAUGCAGAAGAAGAAAAUGAUACCAAUAAAUCCGCUGAACAAUCUUUAGAAGAAAAAGAAGAAAGUGAAAAUGAUUUGAAAUGCGAAGAAAAUGAAGAGAGAAUUCAAUCAAAAGACAGUAAUAAUGAAGAUCAUAAAGUACGUCAAGAAAAUUCGUUGGAUAAAGAAAUACCCACUGCGAUUUCUGAAACACUAAAAGAUAUCAAAAAUGAUACAGAUAUUAAUAAUGAAGAAAAAGUAGAAACUUUGGAAAAAGAGGCACCUAAUGCAGUAUCUGAAGCAGUAAAAGAUUUAAAAGAUGAUUUAAAUGAUAUAGAACAGAAACAUGAGAAAUCUGCAUUUGAUGCAUUGGCAUUGACAAGAAGUUUCAUGAGUCAUGAAACUACGAAUUACGUAUCUGAUUCUAAUUACAAUAAUAAAUCAAAAGAUAGCUCUGACUUAUCCAAAGAAUCUAAGAACGUGAUUGAUGAAAAUGUAGAUUUACAUAAUAAUGUAGAAUCUGUAAACGCAAAUAAACAUGAAAACGCUGACCUAAAUUCGUCAAACGGAAAUGAGAGAGAAAAAGAAAAAGAUUCAAUUGAUACAAAGGCCUUAACUAAAAGUCUGUUAACCAAUGAAAAUAAGCAUGAAUCGAAACCCAAUGAUUUUGAUGUACACAAAAAGAGACCCAAGAAAUUCAAAGAAGAUACUGAAACUAAAUCUACUUACAUACCGUUAAGAGAUUAUUCAGAGGAUAAUACUGAAGAUCAAGUCGAUUCUAUUACAUCGACUGAAGAAAGUAUAAAAUCUGAUAUGUUUGGUCACAGCGUUCAACCGAAUAUACCAAAAACUGAAGAAAUAUCAGCAGCUACCAAAAUCCAGUCAGUUUGGAGAGGACAUUCCACAAGAAAAUCAAUGCAACCCUCAAAGUCCCUGAAGUCUAUUCAAGAACCUGCAGACUGCGACGAGUUGCCGCAUCACCGUGGAAUAGCGAAUACAGUAAGUUUGAAUCCUUUAAGUGAAGAAAAUCAGUUAUCCGACGAGCACGUUGCUAAGGCAAUGGAACAAUUGAAUACCUUGGAGGUUCCAAGUGAUGAACCAAAAGUUCGUGGGAAACGAUCGAUUGCGGACGAUAGUUCGGACUCGUCGAAAAAGUCUAUCAUGAACAAUAUUUCGGAGAAAAUGAGCGGAAUUAAGAAUUUUUUUCAGUCAGACAAAGAUCAUCCCGAAAAAGAUCCAAAGAAUAAAAGCAGUGAGAAAGAGACAGUGAUUGGUGAAUAUAGGUCUUUAGAGGAUGAUGAUUUAUCUAAAGAACCAUCGGAUACAAAUGUUGAUUCAGAUUUACCACUUCUUAAACAUGAUCAAACAUUAGAAAAUAAACAUUCAAGUAUAAAUGAUGAACCAGAACAACCUACUAUUGAUAAUAUAACAGAAACUGAUUCUGAAAGUAAUACAGAACCUCUGACUUACAAUAUUUUGCGCAAUGAUAAAGAUUUAGAUUCGAUUGACAAGUUGUCAGAAUCAGCUAUGGUUUCUUCUACAGAUAACAUUAAGCAAGAACAUGCUGUAAGUGUAUCAGAAACACCUAAUGAAGUAACAUCUGGAACUAAAACAGAAGAUUUAUCAAAGAAUAAUGAAAUAACAACACCAACAUCAACUAAUAAUACAAACAAAGAUAAAAUCGAAGUUGAUCCAGUAAAUACAAAAAAUAAAACUAAAUCUGAGGAAUUCAUAGAUAAUUUACAACAAUCUGUGGAUUCAGAAAUAAUUUCCAAAAACGGUGAUAAACCAGAAGAUUCUAACGACAUAAAUAAAAAUAUAUCAGGUUCUAUAACUAAUAAGAGUGAAAUUAUCAACUCUGUUAAAUUAGUUGAUGAAACUGUAAAUGAUCUAAAAGCUGAUACUAAGCUAUCAUCUGAUAAAAAUAUUAAAGAUACUUCUUCAGACAAAGAAAAGAAACUUCAGAAGCUUCGAUAA
This is a messenger RNA of Nicrophorus vespilloides, 5225 nucleotides long. RefSeq names its product putative leucine-rich repeat-containing protein DDB_G0290503. Bases 585 to 5225 code for a protein of 1546 amino acids. The record is from RefSeq and is a predicted model, not a curated record. The transcript is spliced from 5 exons. NCBI's taxonomy places the organism in Eukaryota, Metazoa, Arthropoda, Insecta, Coleoptera, Silphidae. Gene Ontology annotation, molecular function: protein binding.